CUAUUUCAAAGCAAUAAAAUGAUAUGCUAAAAACAAAUACUUUUGGCACUAAAGUAUAGUAUGUUCAUGGCGAGAUUCACAUCUGUAGUGAUUAAUCUAGUACGUGCUUCUGUCGUUCACACAUUAACACCGCUUCUCCAGAGAUCAGCUACGACCAUGGCGUGUACAAAACUCGAUAAGACAUCAGCGAAAGAUCUCGUUAAUUCGGUAGACAAUUUCUUGUUUGACUGCGACGGAGUAUUGUGGGAUGGAAAAGGUGCAAUUGAUGGAAGUCUGGAAACCAUACAGAAACUUUUAUCCAUGGGAAAGCGUGUGUUCUAUGUAACAAACAACAGCACAAACACGAGAGAUAAUUACGUGAAGAAGUGUCACAAGUUUGGGUACCCGGCACAGACAGAAGAGAUUGCCUGUACAGCUUAUAUAGCAGCUCUGUAUCUCCACAACAUCAAGUUCAAAGGGAAAGUGUAUGUCGUGGGGAACCCAUCCAUGGGAGUGGAACUCGACAAGUUAAACAUCAAACAUUUUGGUAUCGGUCCUGAUACUUUUGACACGUCUGAAAUCACCAGUAUGUUACAGAUGAAACUUGAUGAUGAGGUCACCUGCGUGUUGGUAGGUUAUGAUAUGUAUUUGAACGUAGCUAAAAUCUCCAAGGCAGCCAGCUAUCUACAGAAUCCUGAUGUACUGUUUCUAGCCACUAACGAAGAUUCACACCUGCCUGUGGCGGGCAGCAAAAUAGUUGUGCCAGGGACAGGGACGAUGGUGAAUGCUGUGAAGAUUCCUGCGAGGAGAGAUCCCAUCAUUCUUGGUAAACCUGAGAAACCAAUGUUUGAAGUUCUUCGAGAAACUCACAAUCUGAAUCCAAGUCGAUGUUGUCUUGUAGGAGACAGAAUAAACACAGAUAUAGGUCUGGCCAAGUGCUGCAAGCUCAAAUCCCUGCUGGUUCUCUCUGGAGUGACCACGGAACAGGACCUCGCUAGAGUUGAUCCCGGUUCUCUCCCCGACCUCUACACGUCGAGUCUCUGUGAUCUCAGAUCAUUCAUCAACAAUUGAUGAUGGCUUCUCUUAGGAUCUCUUCUCAUCUUGUGAUUUAGUCAUUACCGGUGUUUGCAGCAUCUUGCAAAAUCAUGGGCAAUGCUUAGAGGCCGAGUUCACCUUUGACAGAGCUUAGAUUUUCCUCCUGAUAAAUUAUUUAGACUCCUGAAAAAUUCUGGAAUUUAUAUUAUUUCAAUAAAUAAUUAAUUCAGA
Gigantopelta aegis is the source of this 1245-nucleotide messenger RNA. Its product is annotated as glycerol-3-phosphate phosphatase-like. NCBI's taxonomy places the organism in Eukaryota, Metazoa, Mollusca, Gastropoda, Neomphalida, Peltospiridae. Bases 61 to 1050 code for a protein of 329 amino acids. The transcript is spliced from 8 exons. Gene Ontology annotation, cellular component: cytoplasm. The record is from RefSeq and is a predicted model, not a curated record. Gene Ontology annotation, molecular function: phosphatase activity.